AUGGAAAGAGGUGAAGAUGAUGAUAUUCCAACACCAAGUACAAGUCGUUCAAAUAGUAUUAGUGAGGAUGAAGAAAAACCAUCUUUACCCUCUUCGUCACUUCCAGCUGAAGAAACAAUUCAAUCUGAAUCUUCUCCUACAAAAGAUGAUACAUCUAGUAAUGUUGCUGACCAAAUAAGGACAACAGUAGCAGCAAAACAAGCUACAUUCGUAUCAAGUUCUUCUUCAUCAGAAUCCGAGCCCGACUUUGUUGAUGUGACUAAAAAUGAUUUCACUCAAGAUGGUUCAGCAUCAAAUAAUGCCGUAAGUUUUGCUAACUGGCUGAUGCGCUCAAAUGAUUGCUUUAUGUAA
Rotaria sp. Silwood1 is the source of this 351-nucleotide messenger RNA. The record is from the annotation of a GenBank genome assembly. Lineage: Eukaryota; Metazoa; Rotifera; Eurotatoria; Philodinida; Philodinidae.